CAAUGCGUUCCGACUGAAAUCACCUGGGAAGUCGACCAAUCUUCACCUCCUUUUACUUUACUCGUCGGCUCUCCUUCCGAUCCCUCUCAAAGCUUCCUUCGCGCCGACGGGCUCGGUGGCACGUCCGCCGUAUUCACCAUCAAUAUUACAGCCGGGACACGAGCUACCAUUGUGCUAGAGAACGAUGAUGGGAUACUUGCCCAGAUUCCAGACAUUGUCGUGCAGGCUGGAAUAGAGAGCAGCUGCGCAGACAGUGUUGAGGGCGGGUCUAACGCGGAGGCAGCUUCGACGGGUUUAGGUCUUCCUGGCUUCACGUCAGCCACCUCGACGUUUUCCCCUAGUACUUCCGCAGCUUCACAUACGUCGACGGCCACAAUUUCUUCGACUCCCGGAUCAACAUCUCCCGCCAUCUCUUCUAUCUCCAACGCACCAACAAAUUCCGGCUCAAUUACCGCGUCCUCCUCU
Messenger RNA from Dichomitus squalens LYAD-421 SS1, 465 nucleotides. RefSeq lists its product as uncharacterized. NCBI's taxonomy places the organism in Eukaryota, Fungi, Basidiomycota, Agaricomycetes, Polyporales, Polyporaceae. The record is from RefSeq and is a predicted model, not a curated record. The transcript has a single exon. The annotation marks the transcript as partial.